GGCCGGGGCGGAGAGGGUGGAGGAAGGGGCGGUGCUGCGGUCCGGCUCUAGGAAGCGGGGUCCUCCCGGGUGUGGACGCUGUGUUCGGGCCGCGAUGAGCUUGGUACCUGGGCCCCGAGAGGCUGGCCUGGCAGGUGAGGAACAAAAUAUAACAGAAACAGAUGCCUUCUAUAAAAGUGAAAUGUUUGAUCCAGCAGAAAAGUACAAAAUGGACCACAAGAGGAGAGGACUUGCGUUAAUCUUCAAUCAUGAGCGGUUCUUCUGGCACUUAACGCUGCCGGAGAGGCGGGGCACCAAUGCGGACAGGGACAAUCUCCUGCGCAGGUUGUCAGAUCUAGGAUUUGAAGUGAAAUGCUUUAAUGAUCUUAGAGCAGAAGAACUGUUGCUCACAAUUCAUGAGGCAUCAACCACUAGCCAUCUAGAUGCCGAUUGCUUUUUGUGUGUUUUCCUGAGUCAUGGCGAAGGCAAUCACAUUUACGCAUAUGAUGCAAAAAUUGAAAUUCAGACACUGACGGGCUUGUUCAAAGGAGACAAGUGUCAGAGCCUGGUUGGAAAACCCAAGAUAUUUAUCAUUCAGGCUUGUCGGGGAAGCCAGCAUGAUGUGCCAGUCAUUCCUUUGGAUGUCGUGGAUCAUUGCACAAACAAGCCGGAGGCCAACGUCACCGAGGUGGACGCAGCCUCAGUUUACACACUUCCUGCCGGAGCAGACUUCCUCAUGUGCUACUCUGUUGCAGAAGGUUAUUAUUCUCAUCGGGAAACUGUGAAUGGCUCUUGGUACAUUCAAGAUUUGUGUGAGAUGCUGAGGAAAUUCGGCUCCUCCUUGGAGUUCACAGAACUCCUCACACUGGUGAACAGGAAAGUUUCUCAGCGCCGAGUGGACUUUUGCAAAGACCUGAGUGCAAUUGGGAAGAAGCAGGUCCCCUGCUUUGCCUCCAUGCUGACGAAAAAGCUGCAUUUCUUUCCGAAAUCAUCAUAAGGCUAUUUUGUUAGAUGUAUUUGUAUUCAAAAUAGAUUCCUCCUUUUUCUAAAGCAAUAUAAAUAAGUAUCACUCGAUUAAAGCUUAUGGUGUGGCAAUUUAAAAUGUUUUAUGGUUUAAUGAGAGAACUUUUUUAAAAAAUAGUUCAUACUGGGCAUGGUGAAAGGGUUUGAUAGAUGUAGACACAAAAUCCUCAGGGAAUUACUGUUAAAAAAAUCCAUAAGCAUUUUAAUACCUGAUUUUUGUAACUUGUGAGAUUACAGUAAAUAUCUGGCUGAUUUAACUUGUCUUUUGUAAAAUUUUUAAUAAAAGUUUUUUAA
Artibeus jamaicensis (Jamaican fruit-eating bat) is the source of this 1296-nucleotide messenger RNA. It is a transcript of the gene CASP6, whose product is annotated as caspase 6. Gene Ontology annotation, cellular component: cytoplasm. Gene Ontology annotation, biological process: proteolysis; apoptotic process. The record is from RefSeq and is a predicted model, not a curated record. The coding region runs from base 95 to 976 and encodes 293 amino acids. Lineage: Eukaryota; Metazoa; Chordata; Mammalia; Chiroptera; Phyllostomidae. The transcript is spliced from 7 exons.